This is a messenger RNA of Athalia rosae (coleseed sawfly), 2056 nucleotides long. It is a transcript of the gene Ns1, whose product is annotated as guanine nucleotide-binding protein-like 3 homolog. Gene Ontology annotation, molecular function: GTP binding. The transcript has 8 exons. Bases 254 to 2002 code for a protein of 582 amino acids. Lineage: Eukaryota; Metazoa; Arthropoda; Insecta; Hymenoptera; Athaliidae. Gene Ontology annotation, cellular component: nucleolus. The record is from RefSeq and is a predicted model, not a curated record.
CAGCCACAGGGUUCCUUAUCAGGCGAGCUGACUAUACGUAUACGUACACGUCUUCUUUCGCAUGAGACUGCAUCAGUGUUUGUAUUCUACCUAGGAUUCUACUCGUUUGUAUGAUUCUACCAUAAGGGAAUCCUAACCUCGUGUCGAAGCUUCUUGGUCAAACUGCGCGCACGUGUUCGAUUUGCGAUCGUUAACAUUCGGUUGAAAACAGAGGAAAAUUAUUGUCAUUAGUUAAUCGAGAUAUUACCGUAACAUGGCAAAAUUCUGCCUGAAAAAAGGUAGUAAAAGGGUGUCUGCACGACAGAGAUACAAGAUUGAGAAGAAGGUACGAGAACAUAAUCGUAAGGUCAGAAAAGAAGCAAAGAAGAAUCCCAAGAGCAAACGAAAGACAAAUACAAUACAAGUUCCAAAUUCAUGUCCAUUCAAGGAGGAUGUUAUGAAAGAAGUGGAGGCUUUAAAAAAGCAACGAGAAGAAGAGAAACAGAAGCUACGCGAGGCUGCACGAGAAAAAAAACUUGCAGAUAAGAAAGGUAACUUGGAGGGGCUGGUCACAAAAGCUCAAAAUAAACAAAUACAACACGAUGCACAAGUGACGCAAACACCCAAUAGUGAAUUUGGACAGAAGCCUGUUAAAAAAGAAGAAAAUUCCCUCAAGGCUCAUUACAAAGAGUUCAAGAAAGUAUUAGAUGCUGCUGAUGUUAUCCUGGAAGUUGUAGAUGCUAGAGAUCCUUUGGGAACUAGGUGCAAGCAGGUAGAAGAGGCGGUGCAAAGUGCAAAAGGAAACAAAAGACUGGUGCUGAUUUUGAAUAAGGCCGAUUUGGUGCCAAGAGACAAUUUGGAUCAGUGGCUGAAAUAUUUACGCCAAAGUUUACCGGCGUUAGCAUUUAAAUCCUCCACGCAGGAUCAGUCAAAAAGACUUGGUAGAAAAAAGCUUGGCAAAAAAACCGAGGACUUAAUACAAGGGGGCGUAUGCUUUGGUGCCGAAUUACUGUUAUCUUUGUUGGCCAAUUACUGCAGAAACAGUGGUACAGUAAAGACCAGUAUACGUGUUGGAGUGGUAGGGCUACCAAAUGUUGGAAAGUCCAGCGUUAUUAACUCUCUGAAGAGGAGUAGAGCAUGUAAUGUGGGAAAUACGCCAGGUGUCACAAAAAGCAUUCAGGCGGUACAACUUGACUCGAAAAUUAAGCUUCUCGACUCCCCUGGAAUAGUCUUUGCAAAUCCUCAGCAGAAAGACUCUGAUGAUUCGUCAGUUGCUCUUAAAAAUGCUGUUCGAAUCGAAGCUCUGCAAGAUCCAUUUACCCCAGCUUCAGCAAUAUUGAAGCGUGUAUCAAAGAAACAUAUGAUGGAGUUAUAUGAUAUCCUUGAGUACUCAACCCCAGACGAAUUUUUUGCAAUGAAAGCGGCGAGGAUGGGCAAGUUCAAAAAAGGGGGAGUACCGAAUGCAACGGCAGCGGCACGGGGAUUAUUAGCUGAUUGGAACUCUGGAAAAAUUCGGUAUUAUACGAUCCCUCCGGAAGACUCGACCUCCCAAUUAUCUGCUGAAAUUGUAGAGCAGUUUGCAAAAGAAUUUAAUAUUGAAAGUUUUGCAACCGAGGAAGCCGUAAUGUUAGACAAUGUCGUGGCAGAAGCAGCAAAAGAAAAUACAACUGAAACUGUCAUUUAUGAUAGUUCGGGUCCUGUUGAUUCAGCUAUGGAAAUUGAAAUACAAGGAAAAAAAACGCAACAAAAAGUCGCUGUACGACCAGUAGACAAAAUUAAGAAAGGCAAGAAGGGAGAGGCUAAGACGACGGGAAUAGAACCUAGAAAAAAGAAGGUGGAACCACUAUUCGAAAUCGAAGGCAAUCAGAGAUUGAACAAACUAAGCAAGUUACAAUUUAAAAAAGAUAAAAAGGAACGCGCUAAGAGAGAAAAAUUAGCUGAGGGAUUAGCUGGAGUGUUGGAAGAUAUCAGUAUCACAACCACAGAUGACUAUGACUUCGCGACAGAUUUCAACAUGAAUUGAAUAUGUCAUGGCAAACGCUAAGAAACUGGAAAUAAAUUUUUUGUAUCCGCAAAA